Molecule: messenger RNA, 1005 nt
Organism: Lasiodiplodia theobromae
Lineage: Eukaryota; Fungi; Ascomycota; Dothideomycetes; Botryosphaeriales; Botryosphaeriaceae
Product: X-pro dipeptidyl-peptidase (s15 family) protein
Exons: 1
Coding region: 1-1005 (334 amino acids)
Source: RefSeq, a predicted model, not a curated record
AUGUACCACUCCGUACACAAACUAGUCUUUUUCAGCCUUGCAGGGGUCACUGCUGGGUUGCCCAAAGGCUGGCUCCAGCCAGAAUGGGUUCAUUUUGACAGCGACGGCAUUUCUUUGGCCGCUCACCUCUACGUUGCCCCGGCAAAUGUUUCCAUCUACAACACGUCUCAGCCACGCCCAGCUAUUGUGGUUGGACACCCACAUGGCGGUGUCAAAGAACAAACCGCGGGCCAGUACGCGCGGGAGAUCGCGGAGCGCAGUGGAAUCAUCACUCUUGCCUUCGACGCCGCCUACCAGGGCGAGAGUGGUGGCAUGCCCCGCUACCUCGAAGAUCCGUACCAGCGCGCCAACGAUGUCCGCAAUGCUGUCACGUAUCUUUCCACGCUCGGAGAUCUCGUCAACCCCGAGCGCAUUGGCGUGCUGGGGGUAUGCGCUUCGGGCGGCUACGUCCCAUUUGCAGCGCAGACGGACAAGCGCAUGAAGGCCGUCGCGACCGUCAGCGGCAUCGAUCUCGGCACCCUGUACUCGGAGGGCUUCAACGCCACCGAAGGCUCGUUGCUCCCCAAUCUAGCCGAUCAGCUCCUGGAAGCCGGAAGACAGCGCGACAACGAGGCCCGUGGCGCACCGCCGAACCUCACCCGUAUCUUCCCUCUGACCGAGGCCGACGUGACACCCGACUUGCCCGUCUUCUAUCAGGAGAGCCACGACUACUACCAAACUCCCCGCGGCCACUGGCCCACGGCGCCGAACUGGCAUCUUUGGCGUAGUUUGGAUGAAAUUGCCACGUACCGAUCCUACCAGUGGAUGCAACUCAUCUCGCCCCGCCCUUUGCUCAUGAUUGCGGGGAGCGAUGCCGACACUCUCUAUUUCAGCCAGCGUGCCAUAGAGCGAGCCGGCGAUCCCAAGGAGCUAUUCAUCAUCCCGGGAAUGACUCACAUUGAUCUGUACGAUCACACCAACCAGAGCACUCCCAAGCUCGUUGAGUUUUUCACCACCAACCUUUAA